Molecule: messenger RNA, 1846 nt
Organism: Hordeum vulgare subsp. vulgare (domesticated barley)
Lineage: Eukaryota; Viridiplantae; Streptophyta; Magnoliopsida; Poales; Poaceae
Product: cyclin-B2-1-like
Exons: 11
Coding region: 326-1558 (410 amino acids)
Biological process (GO): regulation of cyclin-dependent protein serine/threonine kinase activity; mitotic cell cycle phase transition
Cellular component (GO): cytoplasm; centrosome; cyclin-dependent protein kinase holoenzyme complex
Molecular function (GO): cyclin-dependent protein serine/threonine kinase regulator activity
Source: RefSeq, a predicted model, not a curated record
CCCCCAAACCCCACGGGAACAAAAAGAAAACAAAUCGCUGAAAUCCCAAAUCUUUCCUUCCCGAUCCCUCUAUCUAUCCCUCCCUCCCCCCGUCUUCUAAAAAUCGAAUCUCCACCCGGCCGGUCAGAGAGAGAGAGUGAGGGAGGGCAGGCGGACGUUGCCAUUGUUUGCACCCACCCGCUCCUCCUGUUUUUAACGCCGCCGCCGCCGCCGCCACCGCUCCCCGUCUGCAUGGGCGUGCUGCCGCGUUCGUAGCCCCGGAUCGCACAAGAAGGAAGCCGCCGCCCGCCGCCCGCGUUCCCCGUGGUGCCCGGCGGCGACGGCGAUGGAGAGGGCCGGGGAGAACAGGAGGCCGGCGGCGGGGAAGCCCGUGCCCGGCGUCCGAGGCAUGGGGAACCGGAGGCCGCUCAAGGAACUCAACAACCUCGCGGGGGCUCACCCCUACCCCUACGCCAUCGCCAAGAAGCCGAUGCUAGAGAAGACUGGGAGGAAUGAGAAGAAGCCAGCAUUAGUGAGCCAUCGUCCUCUGACGAGGCACCGCGCCGCCCUCUUGGAGAACAAACAACUACCUGACCAUCUGGCCGUCGCAGUUGAUGCAGCAGAACCCGAAGUUGAUCCCCAGAAUGAGCCCAUCCCCGAUGACACCGCUGAAACCGAUGAAGAGAUCGAGUUGGUCGGCGGUGAUACUGACAUGGUAUAUGAUGAGGAAGAGCAGGAGGAUAUUGUGGAUGAUGUAUCCCUCAUGGACAUCGACAGCGCCGACUCCGGGAAUCCGCUGGCCGCAACUGAGUACGUCGAAGAGAUUUACAGGUUCUACAGAAAAAAUGAGAAACUUAGCUGUGUGCGUCCUGAUUACAUGUCCAGUCAAGGAGACAUAAAUGAAAAAAUGAGAGCUAUUCUGGUGGAUUGGCUCAUUGAGGUUCAUUACAAGUUUGAGUUGAUGGAUGAGACACUCUUUCUUACUGUGAACAUAAUAGACAGAUACUUGGAAAAACAAGUGGUGCCAAGGAAGAAAUUGCAGUUAGUUGGAGUGACAGCUAUGCUUCUUGCUUGCAAAUAUGAGGAAGUCUCAGUUCCAGUUGUUGAAGAUCUAGUGCUGAUUUCUGACCGGGCUUACAAUAAAGGAGAGAUUCUUGAAAUGGAAAAGUCGGUCCUAAACACUCUGGAGUACAACAUGUCUGUACCAACACCAUAUGUUUUUAUGAGAAGGUUCCUGAAGGCAGCUGAUUCAGACAAGCAGCUACAGCUAGUUUCCUUCUUCAUGCUUGAGCUGUGCCUGGUUGAAUACAAAAUGCUGAAGUACUGCCCUUCGCUGCUUGCUGCCGCUGCAGUUUACACUGCACAGUGUGCUAUCAAUCGCUGCUGGCAGUGGACAAAGAUCUGUGAGACCCAUAGCAGAUACACUAGAGAUCAGCUCAUUGAGUGCUCCAGCAUGAUGGUACAAUUCCACCAGAAGGCCGCAGGGGGCAAGCUUACAGGCGUCCACAGGAAAUACAGUACACUCAGGUUCGGAUCUGUGGCGAAAGUGGAGCCUGCGCACUUCUUGCUGGGGGGGUGAAAUUUCCGGUAUAAUCUAGAGCAAUCUAUCCUUCUUGAUAGAUUUUAAGUAUCCAUCUGAGAGAAACAUCGUUCUGAUGUUGCACAAAAGUGCAGCGGGUUUACUUUAUAACAUGCUUGUGACGAUGUAAUAAUCUUAGUAUGAUCAUGUUUGUGGACGAUGCUCCAAGUACUCAGUCGUUAAGUUGCACUGCGGCUAAUAAUGGUUUAGCCUUAUUUAAAGAGUGACGUGGAACCUUGUAAAGAGCAUUUUCCAGCAUGAAAUGAAGCAACAGACCUAUCUUUUUUA